UGUCAGUCGUAUGUUCGCUAUUUUGCUACUCCAACGUCUGCGGACGCGUGUUCACGUCGAGCAAAUGCGUCGCCAUUGUCGUUGUCACCUGGUUUGCCGUCUUCGUCAUAAAUCUGCCGGCGUUCUUCUACGACAACGGCUUCUGGUUUGAACCCCGUUCGCAGUCGUGCCUGUGGAAUUGGUACACGAGCCCGCUACACCGCCACCUGUGGGCAGCGCUCUGUCUAAUAUCGCCCGUAGCCGUGACAGCCAUCUGCUACGUGAAGGUAUUCCUCCACGUUUACAAGAGUAAGCAGCGGGUCGCAGCUGCAGGUGCGGUCCAGUCAAAAACGAAGACGUCUACGGCGUCGACCGAACUCGCACGAACCCUUUGCACGAUAUUCGUCGUGUUCGUAAUCACCUGGACACCGAUGGUCUUUGACUUCUACUUCGAUCCCAACUACGACUGGCCGGCGCCAUUUUUUCUCUUCGCAAUUUUUAUGGCGCCCUUCAACAGCUGCGUCAACCCGAUCGUCUACGGCGUGACCAACAGGCAGUUUCGUGCUGGCUUCAGACACGUUCUGUGCCUGGGCGGACGCGGUGGGGAUCAGUCCGCUACCAUGCAAAACACGUCGCAUGUUGGGUUGAGAAGCGGGCGCGUUAAGGAUCAGCCGUCUAGCGUACAAAACACGUCGCAUGUUGGGUUGAGAAGCGGGCGGCUGACGCCCCGCAGCGGGAUAGCCUUCACAGCUGCAUCUAGCAACACGGCUACAGUAAACGAAAAAGGUUAGCAUCAAAAUAGACGCCGACGCUGUUCAAGGAUACUGUAGUCGCUGGAUAUUUUCUGCUGCCAGGCGACUGUGCGCUUAUAGAUAAGUGCUAUAUGGGCCGUGA
Molecule: messenger RNA, 873 nt
Organism: Priapulus caudatus
Lineage: Eukaryota; Metazoa; Priapulida; Priapulimorpha; Priapulimorphida; Priapulidae
Product: melatonin receptor type 1B-B-like
Exons: 2
Biological process (GO): G protein-coupled receptor signaling pathway
Cellular component (GO): membrane
Molecular function (GO): G protein-coupled receptor activity
Source: RefSeq, a predicted model, not a curated record